Messenger RNA from Capsicum annuum, 777 nucleotides. RefSeq lists its product as uncharacterized. The transcript has a single exon. The record is from RefSeq and is a predicted model, not a curated record. Lineage: Eukaryota; Viridiplantae; Streptophyta; Magnoliopsida; Solanales; Solanaceae. The coding region runs from base 1 to 777 and encodes 258 amino acids.
AUGGUGCAAAUUAAGAAUCACAUAGAAGAGGUUACAAAAAUCUUUAAAGCUCUCUCUUGCAUACAAUCAGCACUUUCAAAAGUAAGUUUUGCUAGAGUUAUGGUGAGUGAGACUGCAAAGGAGGCUUGGGACAAGAUGAAAGAAGAAUUUCAUAGAAGCGACAAGAUUAGGCAAAUAAAAAAGAUAAAUCUGAGAAGAGGAUUUGAAAUUCUCAUAAUUAAGGAUUCAAAAACUAUUGAAGAAUUAUCCAACAAGUUGACAAAGGUUGUAAACCAAAUCAUACUUAUGGGAGAAGAGCUUACAGGUUCAAGAAUCAUGGAAAAGAUUCUUGUGAGUUUGCCAAAAAGAUUUGAAGCAAAGAUCUCCUCACUCAAAGAUUUGAAGGAUCUCACAAUACUGUCACCUUCAAAACUCAUACAUGCUCUUCAAGCUCAAGAGCAAAGAAGAUCCUUGAGGCUAGAAGAAGCUACUGAAACUGCUCUUCAAUCCAAGUUCAAAGCGAAGAUGCAAAUUCAAGAGGAAGGUAAAAUCCUAGAAACCUCUACUAAUUCUAGUAUAAAUAAUCAAGGUGAUUCUCGCGAUAGAGAAAACUUUCCUCCAUACAAGUAUUGCAGAAAAACUAAUCAUAAAGAGGAUGAUUGUUGGUUUAAGGGGAAGAAACUAUCUCUCCAAUGUAGAUAUUACAAUAAGCUUGGUCAUAUUAAAAGGUUUUGUAGAGUGAAGAAGGAGAACAACCAACAAACUCAAAAAGCCAACAUUUUAAAAGUUAAAGAAUAG